AUGACAUCCCCCUCGUGCACGGUGUAUGAGAAUGUGUUGGGCGGCACUCGGCCCCGGCGGCACAUCGCCCCGCAGAUCCGCCCGGCCGGUCUCGUCGUUGGCCGCGACUGCGGAACGGUGGCGGAGUUGACCUCCAAUUACUACAAGGCGAGAAGAGAAACUCCGGAUCUCAUCAAGAGCUACAGACGCGGCGGGGAGGUUGGACGGACAUGGCGACACUACGGCAUUGCAAGAGAUCCACCAGUGGAUGAAAAUAUACGGCAUGGUAUUAAAGGCGUCGUUGGCGAGGGAGCACGGGGUUGUUUACAACCCCCACAUGAUCGAAUGACGGCAUUAAUGGAGGAACAACUUGAGUGUAUGUAUUUAUCCAAUAUACGAAAACCACUUGGACACGCUCCAGCCCCAACGUAUGAAAUAACGGUUCCACGAGAUGGAUUUGGGGUUCAUUCCGAUCACAGUGAGAGUGUUAAACGAGUGGUGUAUGGUGGUAAGGAUGUGGAUGUACUUCACCCCGUGGGAGAACGUAAAGAUCGCGGUUACGAUUGGGAAAAGACUGGUAUUGAUCCCACACAGUUUUGUUUUGGGAAAACAGUUGGGGCAUCGGCUAUGAACACAACCGCCAACGUCACCGCCGCAGAUGUGAUGCGGGAGAGUCAACCAGUAUCCACUGUACUUCCUAAACUCGUGAAGGAUUAUCAAUCAACUUCAAAAUCAGAAAUUGGAAAGCCCCGCAGGUAUGGAUUUCACAAUGCACAGUUUGAAGAAACAGCAGAACAGCGGGCUGUGCAACGAUCACGACUUGGUGAUGGGGAUGCCGCACGUGAAGUACUUAGUUCAUGGGCCAUACAUCCAGCCACUCUAAAGGCAUAUGAAGAACGUAUUGCCAGAGAAACCGCAGAUGCAUUGGAAACGAUGAAAGAACUCACCGCUACUACAGUGGAUGAUGACAGCAAUAAGACUCGUUCACGAUAUGAAUGUUCAUUUGAUGGCAAACGAAGAGGUAAAGCAGUAGCACUAACAGAACUGGAUGAUGAUGUGCGUGCCCCACAUCUCUUAUAUCCAUGUCACUAUGUUCAGUUGGGUGUGAAGUCCAAGUACUUCGCCGGUGGCCGAACAUUAGAAGAUAUUCGUAGUUUAUGUAAAAAGAUAGAUUUUCACAUUUCCGAUGAACAAAUCGAAGAGGUGUUCAGAAGCAUCGCUUUAGAUGAUCGAUGCGGUAUUGAACAGUUUAAGAACAAGGCCAUUGAUAUGGGAUAUCUGGUGUAA
Messenger RNA from Trypanosoma theileri, 1266 nucleotides. RefSeq names its product flagella associated protein. The transcript has a single exon. Lineage: Eukaryota; Euglenozoa; Kinetoplastea; Trypanosomatida; Trypanosomatidae. The record is from RefSeq and is a predicted model, not a curated record. Bases 1 to 1266 code for a protein of 421 amino acids.